UCUUGAAUGAUGGCGGCGACAGCAGUCUGCUACGUAGCUCAUCCAAGUUUCAUGGUGUUUCAAGAGCUCCUCGCUCAGCAAGAAGGCGCGUCAGAAGCAGCGAGACAGCUCGCAUGUUGCUGAAGGCUCUCAGUCUGCUGUCUCUUCCCUGCUGAGCUUGGCCCUGAAAGAUUACCCCAACAAGAACUUCUUCUAGUUUGUAUUGGAAGACAAAGGAAUCAGCUGAUCAGUCAAUUUAGUGUCUUGAGUUUUUGAUCAUGUCCUCCAUGGCCGUCGCUGCGGCCCAAAAGGUUGCAGCCCCCUCGUUUAGCCCCUAUGCAAGUACUCCCUCCAUGGCAGCCCGCAUCUCUCUCUCAGCAGAUUCAAGUGUCGGUUCUCACGUCGUGACAGGCAACUCUUCUCACAGGCAGGGCCAGCAGCCAUCGCUGAGCACUUCGUUCAGGGGGGUCCCUCUUCCUCCCAGCCUGACCCCCCCGCCGCAAAACCCGACCCGCGGAAUGGCUAGGAAUGGUGUACAGCUUGCAGAGCCGCAGUUUGUGCAGAGCGAGUAUGCUCAGGCCAUGGCAGCAAAUGCGCUCCUGCAGCAGCGGUUAGAGGCGGAGCGGCAGGGGUAUGGGGCUGAUCCCCGGGCUUCUUUUGGCCCGGAGCUUGUGGAUCAUGGCCAAUUCUUUCCUCCAGCUAGUUUUGAGGACAGCCUCGCAUCGCAAUCGGACUUUGGGAGGGAUCUCAGGGCCCCUGCUCCUGUACAUAGCAGGUCCUAUGCACCCUUCCCUGGAGCUUAUAGAAACGAUGCUGUCUUUCGGGGCGAUGCUGUGUACAGAGACGAGCGUCUGGUAGAGGAUUAUGGUAGGUUGAUGUAUAGAAGGGAGCAGGAGUUCGAGAGGCCAUCAACCAGUUUUGACCGGUCUCCAUCCGCCUACAGUCAUCGGGCCUUUAGCAACUUUCCUGCUGAGGACAAGCCUUCCCCUGAUGCAUUUGUCAGCCUUGCGAACCGCCUCAACAACGCAGCGUUGAACCAUAACCGGAGUGUAAACCUCGAUUUGAACCACAGGCCCUUCACAGCCGCAGAGCAUCCCCGGCCGCAUAACCCCAGGAUAGACACCCAGCCGUUCAAUGCUGCAAUCGCCGGGAUUGUGGAAUCUUUGGAAAAGUCUCUGGCGAUCUCGCCUCCUGCGGAGCGGACUCAUGAGUGGGGUUUCAGUCCUAGGGGCCAGGAGACCCCCCGGUACAGGUUUGAAGAGGAGAUGCGUAAUAGGAAUGGUAGAGGGUUUGAGGGGUUUAGGGAGCUAGAUGAUGUGCUGCCUAAUGGGAGGCAGGUGGAUCCGACCAGGGUGAUGGUCAGCGGAAUCUCAUGGCAGAUGAGCGCGCACCAAAUUCGGGAUGAGCUGGUACAUCGGUGUAGCAAGCUCGGCAAAGUUGUGGACAUAGAGGUUGCUCAGUACAGGGGGAACAGUCCAUCGCAGCUGGAUCGAGGUCGGCACCGGGGCUUUGCUUUUGUGACCAUGGAGACUCCUGAGCAGGCAUCUCUGGUGAUGGCUGCGCUACACAAGGUAGACAUGGGGGGCAUGCAGGUCCAAACCAAGCCAGGGGUGGUCAAGGACCCUAUGUUUGCUCGCCGCAACUAUGCCAAGAAGAAGGCGGAGGAAGUUGUCCACAAGCCCCUUGGCAGGAAGCACGUCAAGGUGUUUGUCGGCAACCUUUGGUUUGGCACUGACGCUGAGAGGCUUCGAGAGGCCUUCCACGAGUUCGGGCUGAUUGUUGACACGAAGGUGGUCAGGGACAAGGAUUCUGGCGAAUCUCGUGGCUUUGGCUUCGUCACCUUUGCCAACGAGUCUGCAGCAAUCGAGGCUAUCAGUGCUCGCGAUGGGGCAAUCCUGGACGGCCGCAAGUUGGUCGUCAACGUUUCUCGGAGUUGGGCGGGUUCUAGUGGAGAGGAGGAGAGUAGUAGCGAGGGUGCUUCUUCAGAGUUCUCACAUGAGAGGCAUUAGCAUGGAGCGUCGGGAACUGUUUCUUUCAAAGUUGCAAGACGCUGCAACAUAGCUGUGGAUAAUUGAUCACUUGUUCACGGUACAUAGUCUGAAGCUGGUACGAUGAGCCGGUUGAGGAGUUGUGUGAUUCGGGAUGUUAUUAUAGCUUUAGGAACGAUAGCACAUCUAAGGCUGUUUUAAGUCACUAGGCAAUGACAUAUGUGGAUCCAUUGCUUCUGGGAUAUCGAGUUGGAAUAGACCUAGGUGCAAGUUGCAUCCAGUACACUGGUGGUAUUACAAGUAGACGAAGUUUAACCUUGACUUUGGAGUUUUGCAUGCGUAGUUGCCACAUUGGCUCUCCUAUCAAAAAACUUACAUUCAUAAACACUUUUUGAAACGUUGUCCUCAAGCAAGCUUGUACCACCAUUCACUUGGGCGGGUUUUUAGUUCAGCGAUGGAUUGGUAUUCGGAAUCUAAGCAAUUUCAAGUAUGAUAGGAUUUCUUUCUUAUUUUAUGAUUUGUACGUAAGUGUGGUUGUAGUCUAGUUCAAGGCCU
Molecule: messenger RNA, 2522 nt
Organism: Klebsormidium nitens
Lineage: Eukaryota; Viridiplantae; Streptophyta; Klebsormidiophyceae; Klebsormidiales; Klebsormidiaceae
Source: the annotation of a GenBank genome assembly